AAAAUACCAAAAUGACAGCAAGGCUUAAAAGGAACUCAGGAAUAAACAGAGCAAUACUUUCAGAAGUGGAUCCCAUGAGGCACCUACGUCACUCAUUUCAUAUGAGCAGGACAAAUACGACAGAACAGCUCCCCAGCAUUGCAGGGAUUGGUUUGGGGAUUCAGGAUGUAAAGUCAACCACUAAUGUGCCUUUUGGUAAAACAGCAAAAAGCGUUCCCGGCACUGUCACAGCUGAGAAGCCAUCACGGAAGAGCGUUGUCAGCAUAGCAGUUCAGGUAUCGUCUGAUGAAGAAAGUGCAUUUCUGUCAAAAAUACAAGCUUUGCAGAAGGAAAAUCUGGUGCUGAGAUCAUCUGUAAAAGAAAAAGAGGAUAUGGUGGAAAAGCUCAAUAAAACCAUUACAAAUAAGACGUUGCAGUUCGCCAAAGACAUUGAACUUGAAGUAAACAGUCAUGAAACCACCAGGCAGUCGCUGGACAGAAGCCAGAGAUUAGUGGAAGAAAAGGAACAGCUUCUAAACGAUAACAUUCUGCAUUAUGAAAAUGUCAGCAGAGAACUGCAGAGUCAGUAUGAAGAGACAAUGGCAGCACUUCGGGAACAGAGCCAAAUAGAGGUCAACAUCAGAGAUGAAAAAGUCAAUAAACUGAAGCAGCAGAUCUCCGAACUUUUCAGAGACAAGUCAUGGGAACAUCAGAAGCAAAUGGAAGACCUGCAGAAGGAAAUAAGUCGAUUAGCGGAGGAGGCUCAGUUACACCGCACACAGCUGAAGAGAGAUAGCACUUCCAGACAUGCGUGUGAAAAGUGUAAGACCCUGAUGGCAGCAUUGGAAGACAGCAAGAUACAAAUGAAACUCAAGAACAGAACAAUUGAGGAGCUCCAAUCACUGUGCCAAAGAUUUGAAAAUCAGCUGCAGGAUCAAGAGAAAUUACAGAAAUUACUUUUGGCCAAAAACAGAGAUGUGAAAUAGCCAGCAAGAG
Messenger RNA from Nanorana parkeri, 975 nucleotides. Its product is annotated as unconventional myosin-XVIIIa-like. NCBI's taxonomy places the organism in Eukaryota, Metazoa, Chordata, Amphibia, Anura, Dicroglossidae. The transcript has 7 exons. Bases 12 to 965 code for a protein of 317 amino acids. The record is from RefSeq and is a predicted model, not a curated record.